Helianthus annuus (common sunflower) is the source of this 1523-nucleotide messenger RNA. RefSeq names its product probable isoprenylcysteine alpha-carbonyl methylesterase ICMEL2. Bases 132 to 1388 code for a protein of 418 amino acids. Lineage: Eukaryota; Viridiplantae; Streptophyta; Magnoliopsida; Asterales; Asteraceae. The record is from RefSeq and is a predicted model, not a curated record. The transcript has 11 exons.
UGAAAACAUUCACCGCCUGCAGAUAGAAUCGUGUCUUUUCUGUAUAACAGAGUGCCAACCAAUACACAUCACAUCGCCGCCUUCAUUCUCAUUUUCAAACAAUUUUCCACAAUUCAAAUCUCAACCGGCUAAUGGUGACGUCACCGUCGCCGGUUGAACCAGCAUCAGAAGAAGAUAUGGAUGCUGCUGCAGAUUUAAAACCUUUAAGGAGAUCUUCUACUUCCAUAAAUAACAAUAAUAAUUCUGGUAGUCUGGCGAGACGGAGAACGAAGAGUUCUCCUGUUCUCUGUCGGUCGGAAUCGUUGGGUAGGGAGAUCGGACAUGCUGCUAGUGAAACGUAUUUGAUUACCAGACUUGCCUUUACUCUUCUCAGAUAUCUCGGGGUAGGCCGCCGGUGGAUCUCAAGGCUUCUUGCCCUCGGUCUUUACGCGAUGUUGUUAAUGCCUGGCUUCCUCCGAGUUCUAUAUAAAUACUUUACUUCUAGCCAAAUUCGUAGAAGCAUAGUUUAUGGAGAUCAACCUAGAAACAGGUUGGAUUUAUACCUACCCAAAAACAUAGAUACUCCAAAGCCAGUUAUCGUAUUUGUGACCGGUGGAGCAUGGAUCAUAGGAUAUAAAGGAUGGGGUUCUCUCUUAGGGUUUCAGUUAGCAGAAAGAGAUAUCAUCGUUACAUGCAUUGAUUACCGAAACUUUCCCCAGGGUACAAUCGGUGAUAUGGUUGAAGAUGUUUCUCGAGGAAUAUCAUUUGUAUGCAAUAAUGUAGCUAACUAUGGAGGUGAUCCCAAUAGGAUAUAUCUAAUGGGACAGUCUGCUGGUGCACAUAUAGCUUCUUGUGCACUCUUAAAACACGCUAUCAAGGAAUCCAAAGGAGAGAGCGUUUCUUGGAGUGCGUCUCAAAUAAACGCUUAUUUUGGUUUAUCCGGGGGGUACAACUUAACCAACUUAGUUGACCAUUUUGACCGCCGAGGACUGUAUCGCUCUAUAUUUUUAAGUAUAAUGGAGGGGGAUGAAUCUCUGCAACAGUUUUCUCCUGAAAUUCUCGUUGAAGAUCCAAGUGCUCGAAACGCCAUUCCUCUCUUGCCCCAUAUCGUUCUUUUUCACGGAACUGAAGAUUUUUCUAUACCACCAGAUUCAAGUAUUACUUUUGUCGACACACUUAAGAGAGUUGGGGCACGAGCCGAGCUAAUACUAUAUCAUGGAAAGACCCAUACAGACUUGUUUAUUCAAGAUGCUCUAAGAGGUGGGAAGGAGGAGCUGUUUGAUUUUAUAGUUGAAUACUUGCAUGCUGGUGAUCCAGAAGCACUUGCUAAUGAUGCAAUGGCGCCACCAAGAAAACGACUUUGUCCGGAACCGCUGGUGAAGUUGGCUGGUAUUGUUAGCCCCUUUUGAUUCCAUGUUUGUAAUUGUUGUAUGUCUAGGACUUCCACUCCUGGUUUGCCUUUUGUCAUAGUGGAUGUAGAAAACUAUAUGUAAUCUCGUGUAUUUUUUUUUCUUAUAAUAUUUAUUCACAUGUUUCUUAUCGUA